GAGUGAACUACAGCUUGUGAUUUCAAAUUUAAUAUUGAGAAACGCUGAGCAAGAAAAUGAAGUCGUUUACGUGUCUUGUGAAUAUUUCGUACAUAAUACUAUUAUUCGUUUUGUUGGGCAAAUUUAGCACAGCAGAACUGGAACAUGACAAGAAUCGCCGUGGCGCCAAUAUGGGCUUGUAUGCGUUUCCACGCGUUGGACGGAGCGAUCCCAGCCUGGCCAACAGUCUACACGACGCCAACGAUGCGGCAUCUGCCUAUGAGAGUUUCUACAGCCUAAGCGAUGCGUCUCCAGAGGAUUUCGAAGAGUUCCAAAAGCGCGCCAGCCUUGUGCCGUUUCCUCGUGUCGGUCGCGGCGGGGAUGCAGAACUGCGCAAAUGGGCACAUCUUCUAGCGCUGCAACAGGCGCUGGAUAAGCGCACUGGACCCAGCGCAUCCUCUGGCAUGUGGUUUGGCCCACGUCUGGGCAAGCGCAGCGUCAGUGCCAAGGAUUUUUCAGCGGCAGCCAAUGCACAAAAGGAACUGUACUAAGACCAAACUAGCAGUCGCAAUCUAAACCUUUGACAGACACAAGCACAAUGCAUAUGAAUUAUAAUUAAUUUAAUGGGUAUAUAGCAAAUAUGUAUUUUAUAUUAUAAUGGGCUGGUCUGGGCUUUCAAUGCUUGAUAUCUUUACCUAUGAUUUGAACCCCCGAAAUGCUUAACACAUGUAAAUACUGUGCAAUAAAUUCAAACAAUAGUAUGCAGCAUUG
Drosophila busckii is the source of this 750-nucleotide messenger RNA. It is a transcript of the gene Capa, whose product is annotated as cardio acceleratory peptide 2b. Gene Ontology annotation, molecular function: neuropeptide hormone activity. Gene Ontology annotation, biological process: neuropeptide signaling pathway. Bases 57 to 530 code for a protein of 157 amino acids. The transcript has 3 exons. Lineage: Eukaryota; Metazoa; Arthropoda; Insecta; Diptera; Drosophilidae. The record is from RefSeq and is a predicted model, not a curated record.